AUGUGGAUCCUCGGCGUCGCAGCUACGUUUUGCGGGUGGUUCUUGCUUCAAGGCUCUGCGCUGCAGAUUCAGUGCUACCAGUGUGAGGAGUUCCAGCUGAACAAUGACUGCUCGUCCCCGGAGUUCAUCGUGAACUGCACGGUGAACGUGCAGGACAUGUGUCAGAAAGAAGUGAUGGAGCAAAGCGCGGGGAUCAUGUACCGCAAGUCGUGUGCCUCCUCCGCAGCCUGCCUCAUCGCCUCGGCCGGGUACCAGUCCUUCUGCUCUCCCGGGAAACUGAACUCCGUGUGCAUCAGCUGCUGUAACACCCCCCUGUGCAACGGGCCGCGGCCCAAGAAGAGAAGCAGCUCGGCCUCCUCCCUCCGGCCAGGGCUGCCCGCCACCCUCCUGCUCCUCACAGCCGGCCUCCUCCUGGCGCACUGCUGA
This is a messenger RNA of Pipistrellus nathusii (Nathusius's pipistrelle), 426 nucleotides long. Lineage: Eukaryota; Metazoa; Chordata; Mammalia; Chiroptera; Vespertilionidae. The record is from the annotation of a GenBank genome assembly.